AAUGAAGAAAAAUUGUCUUUGCCGGCAUCUUUAAAUUCUUUCAAACUUGAUUUACAUUUCUCGGCGCCAAACGAACACCUGCUAAGUAUGAUUAUAGCUAUCCAAUUUAUGCCUAUUGAUGUAAAAAAAAACAAAGUAAGACUUCUCUAAUUUUUAUGGAUUUAGGUGAUGCCGAUGAAUUUUGGCCAGCGGACAUUGUAUCUCCUACAUUAAAACCAAGCGCAAGUGUCUGUAAAUCCAUUACAUCUCUCGGUAAAAUAAUGGAAUUCGAAGAACAAAGUUUACUCACAAGCGAUCCUUCAGAAGAAAAUUUGGAACAUAAAGUCACAGAGGGGGAACAAACUUUCAGUAUUUCACCUAAAUCAGAGUUACCCACGAAAACUGGUCAUAUAUUUAACGUAAACACCUUAAGCGACAGUUUCCCAAGAUUAAUAAGACAAUUUGUGAAUUUAGAGUAUGGUGUUAACGAACAACUUGAUACUGAAACAAAUCACGACAAUAAAAUGGAUAAGGCUCUUGAUGAAAAAGAUAAUAAUGUGGGAAUUGGUAGUGAGUUUCAAAAAUCACUCGAUCCAACAUCUAAUGUGACCGCUACAUUAGAGGAUAUAAGAGAUUUAAAAAAAACAAGUGAAAUAGAAAACGACAUAAAUGAAGUAAAAAAAAACAUUGAUAACGUACCUUUUGUAGAUCUAAAUAUCGAAUCAAAAAAUAUUACGAAUGUGGUAAAUAUAGCACAAAAUAAUGUCCAUUACCACCACGGAGAACGAACAAAUAUAAAAAGAGAAUUUGAUAUUAAAACGUGGUGCACGGAAUUGGAGCAGGGAUAUAAGAAUUUGGAAUUAUGGAAUUUAUGGAUUUCAAAUGCAUGUGAAGCAGUCCUACAAAUUAAAAAAAUAGAAGAUUCGAUAAGACUCUGCCCUAUAAGAAGUCAGCAAUAUUGGAGAAAUCUCAAAGCAAAUAUUGACAAAGAUGCAACUAUGUGGCUAAAGUUUAACAAACAAAUACAAAACAAAGCUUAUCUAAUGAGUAACAACAAUAAAAAGAGGGUAUUAAAAACAAAUUGCAAAUGUAAAAAUUCAAAAUUGAAGUCCUAUAAGUAUUUUAUUUGACACUCAAGAAGGCUACACGGGUUGUUUAUUUAAAAAAAUAAUUACAAAUCAUUUAAAGUGAACGUUGAUUUGAUUGUAGUCAUAUUUUCUGAUUAUUGUAUCUCGACACGCCGUGAGUAUCCAUUUUCCAUUAAAUGCUAUAUCUCUGACACCAUCACAGUCUGGACCAGUUAGGUACACCCUAGUAUUCUUGUGUUGUUCUAGUAAUGAUAUCACUGUACACGUUCCGUCUUGGCGUCCUAUUGCGAACAUUUGAUUUGCCAAUAUUGUUAAACUUAAAACUGGACUUGCGGAUUCAUAUAACUCACUGAUCAAAUUUCCAUCUUGUAAAUUCAACUGUACAACCUGUAACAAUUAAAAAUUUUAUACGAUUGUGAA
Molecule: messenger RNA, 1487 nt
Organism: Bombyx mori (domestic silkworm)
Lineage: Eukaryota; Metazoa; Arthropoda; Insecta; Lepidoptera; Bombycidae
Exons: 4
Coding region: 156-1109 (317 amino acids)
Source: RefSeq, a predicted model, not a curated record